Closterium sp. Yama58-4 is the source of this 4992-nucleotide messenger RNA. Lineage: Eukaryota; Viridiplantae; Streptophyta; Zygnematophyceae; Desmidiales; Closteriaceae. The record is from the annotation of a GenBank genome assembly.
AUGCAGGCGGUCCCCGGUCCACGUGUAGGCGAGUCAAAUAUGCCAUGGCUCAUCGCCGUCCCGCUAGGCUACAUGGCUCUGACGUUCGUUUUGGCGGUGUAUAAAACCGUGAAAAUGCGAAGCACUCCCAAGGCGAAACGCAGACGACAGAUCGGGAAGAAUGCUGGCCUCAAUCAGAGCAUUGACGAGUUUUUGCCUGGCAAUAAGGACGCUCUGACCUCCAAGGAGCUCAAGGCGCUCGAGAAAAAGUUCAAUUUCAGCUCCGAUGAGAUUCUUCGCAAGUACAUUCGCUACGUGAUCAACGAAAAGCCCUUUACCCCGGAGACGGUUUCCGGCCUGAUUCACCUUCGGAAAGUGUCUGGUCUUGAUGAUAUUGGGAUUGCCGAGGUGCUCAACGAGAUCUCUCGGAGAAUCGUCAAAGCCAAAGGUCCUGUUGUGAUGGAUACAACUGGUUUCACUGAGAAGGGAGUGCAGAGAAAGGCAGCGGUACAGGGUAUUUUCACAAAGCUCCUCUACUUGUCUGAGCUGGAUGAUUUCUGUGGGCCAUCAGGCCGUGAGAAGCUUGAAAUCAAAAGCAUAUUUGGAGUUACAGACGAGGAUGCUGCAUCAAUCAAGAUUACGUUGCUCAACGACGUUUUACUCGCAGUCUACGAUCCUCUUGUCUUCCGAAGGUCGCGUAUCAACGUAGCAAGUAGCAGUGCGAAGCCGAAUCUGCUUUGUUUCCCAAUCCAAGAGAUAGUGCUAGCUUCAGUUACUAUGGCUCCGAAGGUCGAGGGAGAGCAGAAGGCAGCCAAGAAGGGCCCGAAGAAGGAACACACAGCAAAGAAAUCUCCAGGAGCAGGAAAGAAGCUUGCGGGGGAGAAGGCGGAGAGGAAGAAAGCCCGGAAGGCCGUGACGGAGACAUACAAGAUUUACAUUUACAAGGUUUUGAAACAGGUGCAUCCAGACACUGGCAUUUCGUCCAAGGCCAUGUCCAUCAUGAACUCUUUCAUCAACGACAUUUUCGAGAAGCUGGCGACAGAGGCGUCGAAGCUGGCUCGGUAUAACAAAAAACCCACUAUCACGUCUCGCGAGAUUCAAACAGCAGUCAGGCUUACCCUCCCUGGUGAAUUGGCGAAGCACGCAGUGUCAGAGGGUACCAAGGCCGUCACGAAAACGAAACCAGGGUCCGCGUCUAUCUUUUCCGACUCUGCCACGUGUCACGACACUAUGUUUACGCCGAACGACAUUCCCCCGUCCCUCGAAUCAGUCCCAACCUUCCGCCCUCCCCCGGCGGAAGAGCCCGCGCAGAGCGCAAGCGCUUACGACCAAGCUCCGCCGUCGCUCGAAUCAGUCCCGACCUUCCGCCCGCCUCCCGCCGAUGGCGCAGCCUCGCAGGGGCUCGGCAUGCCGCCAGGGAGACCAAAUUUGGCAGCAGAUGGAAGGGCUUCAAAUCUGAAUCUUUCCAUAUCGCUCUCAACCAAUGCGAGAGAGACUCAAGGUGGAGGUGCUGAUCUUAACGGGGAUGACUAUAACGAGGAUGGUGACGGGGAUGGGGAGUUGUCCCCCGCCACUCCCACUUUCACCUCGUCAGGCGUGAAAACGAUCAGGCCUGCUAGAAGCCCCGGCCACGUGGCACAAUCCGGACCAUCCGCUCCGCCCAACCACGCUUCCGCUCCCCUCAGCCAUGCACUCCCCCCCGAGCGCCCUCCGCGCAGCUCCUCCCGCUGCCCACGCGACUCCUCCGCGCUCACCGUCAGCUCCCCGUAUCCCAGCAGCUCAGCGCGCACCCCGCGCGACCUCUCCGCGCUAACCGCGCUGCUGGAGCCUCCGCGGGAGAUGCGCCACAGCGGCAGCUUCCGCAGCAGCAGCGCGAGCGGACCGGGCGCAACCCCCAGGGGGAUGCGGAGCGGAAGCUUCCGCGCAAGCACUCUCCGCAGCAACAGCAGUAGCGGGGGGGGCGGCGCUGCUGGCGGCGGUACGGGCGGCGGGGGAGUAGGGUUAGGGGCGGGGAAUAUGGGUGGUAGGUCUUUCAGAAAAGCUCUGUCUUCGAGUGCGAAAAUGCUGGACGCUGUUUCUGCUGUUGGCGAAGGCGUUGGCGAAGGUGUUCUAGACGAUCUAGAAGGUUUAGAAGAGGAGGGGGAGGAAGAGGAGGCGGAGGGAGAGGAGGGAGAGGAGGGAGAGGAGGGAGAGGAGGAAGCAGUGGGUGGUGAGGAUGAGAGGGCGUACAUAGAGGGUAGCUACGAAGCUCAAGCUGCGGCUGCGGCUGCUGCAGUGGCUGCAGCAUCGGCUGCGCUCGCUGCAAAAUCUCCCCGGUUUUCAAAGGCCACUCCUCGCUCUUUCAACUCGCAUCGCUCCUUCAAACCCUCUCACAACCUCAAGUCUCCACGUGCUCUGCGCUCCCCUAGACUCUCUAAUUCAUCCUCUUUUUCCCACUCUCCUCCCCGCUCCUCUUCCCUCCACUCCUCUUCCCUCCACUCCUCUUCCCUCCACUCCUCCCCUCUCCACCCAUCCUCCUCGUUACGUUCCUCCACUCCCCGAGGCUACCCUGCCCGCACCCCAAGGUCUUUCCGAACCUCCGCCAGCUCCAGGUUCGGGCGAACCGAACCUGAUGGAGGUUUUGGGGAAGCAGAUGGUGCUGACGACGGCAGCACAGUUUCUAGGUCUGUAUCAGAAGCCAGUUUAGCUAGUGCAAGCACUGAGACGGUAGUGGAGGCUGAUGAAAGUGGGAAAGCGGGUAUGGGUGCCGAGAAAGACGGGGAUAAGAAGCAUAAGAGCAGCGGUAGCCGGAGCAGUAGCAGGCACAAGGACGCGAGUAAAAGCAAGGGUGGCAGCAGCAGCAGUGGCAGCAAGUCUAAGAGUGAGGAGAGAGAAAAGGAACGAGUGAAGGAUAAAAUUGAGGAUAAGGAGAAGAGACGAGGAAGAGACGGGGCCGGUGAGAAAGAGAGGGAGAGGUCAAAAAGCAAGGAUAGGCAUAAGGAGAAAAAGAGAGAUGAAACGGCGAAGGGAGAGGGGGAGGAGGAGGGAGGGAAGGGAGGAGAGGAGAGGCGGGACGGAGGGGAAGGAGGUACUCGGAGCAGGGAUGAGACGAAGAAGCAUUCGUCUCGGUUCAACAGCCGCAGCACGGGCAAUAAAGACGCGCUCUCUCGACCGAGCACCUCGUCGCGGCCCUCCACCUCCCUCUCCUCGCGUCCCGGCACGUCGUCUCGCAAGUCGGGAGCGUCGAGCUUGAAUUUUGUUGAGAGUGAGUUUGACGCGAUUGUGCAGGAGUUUUCCCGGUCGAAAUCUACGGGCUCGAAAGGGGUUUCGGCAGGGAAAAGAGUGGGAGAAGGGAGGAAAGAUGGGGGUGGGGUGGCGGGGGAGGAGGGAGAAGGAGAGGUGGGAGAGGAGGGGGAGGGAGAAGGUGGGGGAGAGGAGGAAGAGGGGGUGUAUGGGAAGGAACCGGUGUUGAGAGGUGAAGGGAAGGAAGGGAAGGAGGGGAGGGGGGAGGGGAAGGGGGAGAGGAAAGCGUCAGCAGGAGGUGCGGCUGGGCGAGCGGCUACGGCAAUGGCUGCCGCGUUUCGAGAAACGUCCCAAAUGGCUGUUGCAUCUGCAGCUGUAGCGUCAGCUGCUGUAGCAUCGGCUUCGUUCGCGCCUCCCCCGUCGCCCCGCGUGCUUCUAUCGAAGGUGGAGAAGCUGUGGAAAAACUCGGGGAAAAGGGCACAUGGGAAAGGAGGAGGAGCAGGAGGUAGCCACUCUUCAGAUGUCCUUGUGAUUUCUCAUGAGGGGGAGGAAGAGACUGAUCCAGUGGAAAUGCUGAGGCGGGUGGAAGAGGAGCAAAAGAAGAGAGGAACUGUGGGGGCGCAAGGGUGGGGGGCAAUUGGGCAUCUAAACGCGGAUGAUAGAAGGAUGUUUUGGAGGCCUUCUUUGCCGCGGUUGGAGGAAGGUGAGAUGGACGAGGAGACUGUUUCGGACGCUGAAAAGACGCCCAAAGACCUCAUUAAUAACCUCUUGCUUUGGCCUCAUUUCGUCACCAUGAAACGUCACGUGCGGCCCGUCCUUCCAGCCCUCGCCCUCCUCGUGCCUCUCCUCCUCUCACUAACGCGUACAUCCACGGCGCAACAGUAUCCGCUAUGUCCUUUAACGAAGCAGCCGCCGUCGCUCCCCACGGUCCCGUAUCACCGCUGCAUGGAUGCCGCGGCUGCGUCGUGCUGUACGGAUUGCAAGGAGAUCCAGAACGCGCUCGCGGGGGUGUCGGCGAAUGUUUCGAUCAUCAUGCCACAGCUGCUCACGCCGCUAGGGCCCAUGAACGAAGUUGACUACUCGGGGACUACGGCGUGCGACUAUCUCUACGGUUUGGACGACUGCCAGUUUCAUCUCGAGCAGCUCCUUUGCGCGUUAACCUGUAACCCCGAUUCCGGCAACUACGUGUUCGUGAAGGCCGGCAGACCCAUUCUGCGCGUCUGCCCGACGUACGCGCAAGAAGUGUUUCAGUACUGCAAAGACGUCUCAUUGGGCACUGUGCUGGUCGGAGCAGGCUUCCCCACGAAGGAGCUCCUGCUGGGUCGUCUUUUUACUCCUCUCGUGCAAAAGCUCGGCAUUGGCAAUGUCGCCUUUAUCGUGUCGGAGAAAAACUGCUACAGUGGCCCUGCCGCCCUCCCGGACCAACCCGCCUGCUGCGACCCGCUAUACGUCCCUAAGGAGUGCCCCUAUGGCUCCGUCGACACUAAGAAGUACGCGGCCUUUAUAGGCCGUUCGAUGGACAGCGGCAAUGCAUCCAACGCUUGCCAAUGGUUCCCACUCCCAGACGAUCCUAACGCCGCGCCGCUGCCCGAGAAUCCUCCUCUUCCGUACAUUACCGGGGCGGCACACGACCCACCCCCUCCUGAUGUGGGCACACCUUGGUCCUCUGAGCCUGUUCCUAAAAGCAACCCAAGUGUUAUGUCUUAUAAGGGGGCGGCACGUAUGGGAGUCGCCGGUGUAGCAGCGCUCAUGGCAUGUUUGGCUGCUGCUGUUGGUGUUUUUGCUGGUUGA